Molecule: messenger RNA, 578 nt
Organism: Drosophila biarmipes
Lineage: Eukaryota; Metazoa; Arthropoda; Insecta; Diptera; Drosophilidae
Gene: Sfp65A
Exons: 2
Coding region: 36-434 (132 amino acids)
Source: RefSeq, a predicted model, not a curated record
GUUUUCUACUUGUCUUGAACGAAUCUCCUCGGACAAUGGGUUGGAUACUGGUACUCUUGCUUUUCGGUUUUGCAGGUGUUUUAGCUAAUAAGAAGGAACCUGAAAACUCCAAUCGCAAAGUAAUUAAGGGCAGAACCAUAUCGGUAAACACCUCCACAUCGGGAUUACACGAUGCAGUGGGAGGUACUCUAGUACCAGGAUCGGGAUUUCUUCAGCAAAUCGAAAUCGGCAACUUGCCACAUAUCAAGGGUCGGCCACUGCCGGACCUUGGUAACGAUGUUGUCAUCACGAGCGAGAGCACGCACUCGAAAAAUGGCCAGGAGAAUUCAGUUAUGUCCAAAGUACAAUCGCUGACGAAAAAGCCCAGCAAAAGAUCUACACCACACAAAUUGAUUGCUGCGAAAGCUCCCCCAAAAUCAUCGGCAGUAGAAUAGGCCUUUAACCAAACAAAGUUGGUGCUAGUGAUGGAUCUACGCCCAUUUUUAAAGUUUGAUGCAGUCCCAGUUUAUUCAAAGGUCCACGUCUUAGUCCACAAAGGAAAUCAAUAAAAGCAUAAUACCCUUUCUUAUGGUUUUUAA